AUGGGACCGUUAUGUGCAGUCUGUGAAUCUCCGACAGCAUUCACGUUACAUUUUGGAGGGAGGUGUUGUAAGGCCUGUGCUGCAUUCUUCCGACGGACAAUCGCACUCGAUCUGAAGUAUGAAUGUGCUGCAGAUGUGCCGUGUGAAAUUCAUUUUAGCAUGCGUCUCGUCUGCAGAGAAUGUCGACUUCGGAAGUGUUACUCGGCCGGAAUGAGAGCUGAAUUAGUCCGCUCAAGACGAGAAAACUUCGCGUGUACCCGACGAAAAGACUCUCGAAACAACUCGGACGCUGCUCCAAACAGUAAUUCUCCCUCAAUGAGACAAUCGUCAAGUCCCGAAGAAGACGAUUGGUCAUUCCAAAUGUUUGAGGAGAAACCAGUGAAAUUCGAUGAACCAUCAACAUCUACAGUAUCCCAUCCACCAUUGCCAACGACUUCUCAAAUGAUGACAGAAGAAUCCUCUCGAACAUCAUCUUUCGACGGUGGCUACUGCUCAUCUCUGCCCUCUUCGUCCAACGUAAUCCAUCCCUCCCCACCUGGAAUUGGCCUCACAACUGACCAUAAUUCAAUCCUUCAAUACUAUCAUUCAAUGGAGACUGGUCUAUGCUCAAGAAGGCGGAUUAUGUAUACGAAUACUGAUAUGGAUUAUAUACUCGAUAGCCACUCAACUCUUCAAUGUCCUUACACAGUAAGUGAUCUACGACCUCACGAUUUCCGGAACUUUCGAGGAAUGCUCCGACAUGAUUUUGUGAUUUUGUUUGAUUAUGCGACGAGGUUCCCAGAUUUCUACAGUUUCACAAGUCAUGAAAAAAACAUGUUCUAUCGAUUGAUUCUAGCAGUGGACUUCAUACUAUCGUCUGCUUAUUAUUCAGCGAAACUCGGUCAAGCCCACCGUCAGAUGAUAAUGACGAAUGGAGAGUUCCUUUGUAUGGAUCCCCUCCCAAUGACUGGAAACGAACCGGAUGCACGAGGGUAUUUCCAGUCGGAUGAGGACUUCUCGAAGUAUAAAGCCUUGAUGCCAAUGCAUAUCGCGAUUUGGGAGGAGAGUGUACUUCCAUUUGCACGGAUGAAUGUGUCAUUCGAAGAGUUUUGUCUGCUGAAAGCGCUUACAGUCUGGCACGUUACAUAUUACAAGUUCACUGAAACAGGCCGUGAGAAGUGCCGUCAUCAACGGAACAUUAUCAUCGACUGCCUCUCUAAAAUGUGUCAUUCUCACGGUGCAAACGGAGAGAAUCGUGUUGGAGAACUACUGAUGAGUAUGAAUUAUAUUAUGGAAUCAACCCAAAAACUGACAACUUCAUAUGUGAUGCUCACGUUUUUUGAUGUGCUCAAUUGUGAUGCGAUGCUUCAUGAGAUGCUCAAUUUUAAAUAUUAA
Caenorhabditis remanei is the source of this 1374-nucleotide messenger RNA. RefSeq lists its product as uncharacterized. Gene Ontology annotation, molecular function: sequence-specific DNA binding; DNA-binding transcription factor activity; zinc ion binding. The transcript has 11 exons. The record is from RefSeq and is a predicted model, not a curated record. The coding region runs from base 1 to 1374 and encodes 457 amino acids. Lineage: Eukaryota; Metazoa; Nematoda; Chromadorea; Rhabditida; Rhabditidae. Gene Ontology annotation, biological process: regulation of DNA-templated transcription.